CCAGAGCGUCAGCAUCAUCUAGUUCUACAACGCGACUGCGCUGAUGCUCGAUCAUUGACUCUACAACAAAAAGCCUGACCUUAUGCGCUUCCCCUCCUUUCCACAGUUCGUCCGCGCCUUUCACACAAUCAGCAACACCACCAGCGCCUUCCUCCGUACUAACCCCGCCGGCACUCUCGGUCGCACUUUCUACAACAGCCCGCAGCGCGCUUCGAUCCAGCGGUCCAUGCCCAACAUCCCCUUUUUAGGCGCACUCUUCGGCUCCUCCGGCAGCAUGGCAGACACCACAAACUACGCCGUCUCGAAGCCAGAGGGCGAGUGGCAGGCGCAACUGUCACCCGAGCAAUUUCGCGUUCUACGCAAGAAGGGCACCGAAGCUCCCGGCUCCAGCAAGCUAGACAAGCACUAUCCCGAUGCCGGCGUCUACUCGUGUGCGGGGUGCGACGCUCCUCUGUACAAGGCCAACCACAAGUUCGACUCGGGUUGCGGGUGGCCCGCGUUCUGGGAUGCGUUCCCUAAUGCUGUGGGACAAAAGCCGGACCCGGGCCUGGGUAUGAUGAGGACCGAGAUCGUGUGCAAUAAUUGCGGAGGGCAUCUCGGCCAUAUUUUUAAGGGUGAGCGCUUUGGCAACCCGAAGGAUGAACGGCACUGCGUAAAUGGCGUGAGCAUCAACUUCUCGCCCGAGGAGUCGAAGUAAAUGAGAAGACGGGAUGUGGCAAUAGUUUGUAUACCUGAUGACGAAAUGAAUGAAUGAACGAGAUGAUUUGAAGAGCUUGCGAAAUCGAUGCAGACCAGUAUAUCUCAUUGCUACCUGCACACUCACGGCUGCCUCUUCAUGCUGCUGCUAUCUGUUCUAUGCCGAUACCCUGCGAUGUCUCCCCGACUCAUCAACACAGCUCUAUCGUGCAACCAUCGUUGCAAUCCUCAUGCACAUUCGCCACCGAUGCAGAAAUACGGGCACCUGUAACCUGAGUGUUCACAAACUCAGCUGGGAAGUUCAGCCAGGAAGUGUUUGGCAGGCUGCUGUACUUUUGUAGUAAAAUAAUUUGGAGUCGACCAUUCUUACGUAGAAUCAUGCAUCAUUCUACGAGCUACUCUCGACCGAUUAAAUGCGCAUUACAAAGCGUUGUACACCAGUUCU
Boeremia exigua is the source of this 1141-nucleotide messenger RNA. Its product is annotated as Mss4-like protein. Gene Ontology annotation, molecular function: peptide-methionine (R)-S-oxide reductase activity. Gene Ontology annotation, biological process: response to oxidative stress; protein repair. The transcript has 2 exons. The coding region runs from base 83 to 697 and encodes 204 amino acids. NCBI's taxonomy places the organism in Eukaryota, Fungi, Ascomycota, Dothideomycetes, Pleosporales, Didymellaceae. The record is from RefSeq and is a predicted model, not a curated record.